This is a messenger RNA of Dermatophagoides farinae (American house dust mite), 1814 nucleotides long. RefSeq lists its product as uncharacterized. Gene Ontology annotation, biological process: regulation of transcription by RNA polymerase II. Gene Ontology annotation, cellular component: nucleus. The record is from RefSeq and is a predicted model, not a curated record. Gene Ontology annotation, molecular function: DNA-binding transcription factor activity, RNA polymerase II-specific. NCBI's taxonomy places the organism in Eukaryota, Metazoa, Arthropoda, Arachnida, Sarcoptiformes, Pyroglyphidae.
AAAAAUUUAAUGAAAAUUGAAUAAAUUAAUAAGAAAAGUUCAAUGAUUAUCAAAUCUGAACCGUUCUUCCAUGUAAAUUGAUUGAUAAUUCAGUUGACGAAACAAUUUCAGCCAAAAAAAAAUUAAUAAAUUAUUUCCGCAACAACAACAACAAUUGAUUGGACAAACAAAAAUCAAAAAUGUCAUUAUCACCAGCAACAGCAGCUGCAUUAUCACAAGCUGGAAAAAAACCACAUUCAUGUACAGAAUGUCGUAAAUCUUUUUCAUCCGUUCAUCAAUUGGCCCAACAUGCACGACUACAUACGGGCGAACGUCCAUACGGAUGUACAUAUUGCGAAAGGAAGUUCAAACAAUUGAGUCAUCUUCAGCAACACACCCGCCUACAUACCGGUGAAAGACCGUUUAAAUGUGAUUGUGGAAGAUCAUUCAUUCAACAAUCGAAUCUAACCCAACAUAUGAAAACACAUGAGGAUUCAUCAUCAGCAUCCAGUAAAGAUGUUGAUAAGAAUUUUUUCUGUCCACAUUGUGGAAAAGGUUUUAAAGGACAUAAUUCAUUAUUACACCAUCAGACCAAGAAACAUGCUGACCUGAUGAAUCCUACGCAAAUCGUAGAAAAACAAUUAGGAAUAACCGUUGGUGUAAAUCAGCAAAUGAUUCCAAAUCAACAGCAGCCACAACAACAACAGCAACAUCAAUUAUUAUCCCAGCCAAUAACUCAAAGUAUCCUAACAUAUACGUGCCAACUUUGUAAUAAAAUUUAUUUGGAUGAAUCGUCUUUCAAAAAACAUUUUGAAAUUAAUCAUCAACAUCGUCAACAACAAGAAUCAUUAUCAUCUUCAUCAUCAUCAUCAUCAUCGACAAUAUCGAAUAUAACCAAUUCAUCAGCUAUGGCAUUAGCUACCACACCAGCGAUGACAACAGCAAUUACAUUAUGGCCAUGCAGUAUAUGUUCGAUCGUUUUUGCUAAUGAAUAUAGUCUUUUAUCACAUUUUGAGCAAAUGAGAUUCGAUCCUAAACACCAGAAAGAUACUCAACAAAUUGUAUUGCAAACGUUAAAACAGCAGCAUCAACAAACUAAUCUUCAACACCAUCAGCAACAACAAGGGCAAAAAGUUAAAGAAGAAAAUUUCGGUGAGGAAAUCGCUUUGAAUCUUAACGAUAUUCUUGUGACAAGUUUGAUUACGAACGGAAUAGAACUUGAAACUCCGGCAACAACAACGACAACUGCUGUGAUUGCAGCACCUGCAAGUAAUCAAAUUGUAUCUGCCAAUAUGAUCGCACAGAAUAUGUUAGAUAAUCUAAGUCAACCAACAAAUAGGCAGACAGGAAACGGUACUACAACUCAUCAUCAGCAACAACAACGAUUUCAUAAUGGUUCAACACUAAAGGCUGUCAAAUCGUCCGUACCAAAAGCAACAACCGUUACAACAGUACAGACUUCAUCAUUAUCGAAUAAUUCGAAUACUAAUAAUAAUUCUACUUAUUGGGCAUGAAACAAAAAUGAUACAAUUUCAAUCCAAUUUGAUUAAAAUAAUCAAAUCUAACCAGAUUACAUCAUUAGUGAAUGUCCAAUAAUGAUUUGGAUCAAUCGAUUAUAUAAUAUAACUAAUAUAUUAUUUCAAAUUAAUAACCUGGCUCUUGUCUCCCAAUUUUAUUACAAUCUCUAAUUUCCAAUGAUUCUCAAUACUUUUUUUUUUGUUCGUUUUUUUUGUCUUUUUUUUUGUCUUGUAAAUUCUAAAUCCAUUUAUAUAUGGUCUCGAACGCCAAAGAGCAAUCACACAUACAGUAUACAGGAAUAAAAACACUGAUCAUCA